Messenger RNA from Mucor mucedo, 1570 nucleotides. RefSeq lists its product as uncharacterized. Gene Ontology annotation, molecular function: ubiquitin protein ligase binding; protein-macromolecule adaptor activity. Lineage: Eukaryota; Fungi; Mucoromycota; Mucoromycetes; Mucorales; Mucoraceae. Gene Ontology annotation, cellular component: cytosol; plasma membrane; cytoplasm. The transcript is spliced from 2 exons. The record is from RefSeq and is a predicted model, not a curated record. The coding region runs from base 75 to 1412 and encodes 445 amino acids. Gene Ontology annotation, biological process: ubiquitin-dependent endocytosis.
CCCUUCUUCUCUUAAACCCAUUUUUUUUUUUCCUUUUUGUGUACAUGAAACUUAGAUCAGGAUAGUUAAUAAAUAUGGUGAGCACGAUACGUCAAAGAACAAACGAACUCAAGAUCGAUCUGUCAUCGACAGAAAUUGUUUUGCUUGGUAAUGCUUCCGAGUCAGCUGCUAAAUUGCUAAGAGGUACAGUCUCUUUAAAUUUGACUGAACCCAUGAAGGUGCGAUCCGUUACUUUAUCUUUUACAGGAAAGAUGAAGGUGUCUUGGUCUGAAGGUAUUGGUCAUCAUCAGCAUUAUCACCGCAAAGAGAAGGAACUCAUCACACACAACUGGCAGUUUAUCCCCAUCAUCGAUCAAGCCAACAAAAAGGCUUUUACACUGGGGGCAGGGGAGCAUAAAUGGGAUUUUGAAUUAUUACUGCCGGGAGAUUUACCGCAGUCGCUGGAAGCAGAAGGAGGUCAAGUAGUGUAUCGACUAAAGGCCGUUGUUGAGCGUACUGCAUUUUUACAGAAUAUCGUCAAGAAGAAUGUACUUCGAAUUGUGCGUUGUAUGCUUCCUACCGAAUUCGAUCUGAUGCAAACCCUCGAGAUCCAUAACACUUGGGCCGAGAAAAUGAUGUAUGAUAUUCUUUUGCCUAGCAAAGUGUAUGCUCGUGGUCAUCUUAUUCCCUCCACAUUUCACAUUACGCCCAUCGCACCCAAGCUACAUAUAAGGACACUCACUGUUUCCUUGAAAGAAUAUUGUACCUACACAGCAAACGAUUGCUCUAAGACAGAUACCCGAAUCGUCAAGACGCAACGUGAAGAAAAUCCGUUUCUGACACAACCGGGAGAUGCCACCAACGACUCUAUCUUUUGGUCCAAGACCAUUUCGCUAGAUAUCCCUCCUAUGUCGUCCCAAAUGGCCUUUUGCGACGCAGAUAACGAAAUGAUCCGCAUUCGCCACAAGCUAAAAUUUGUUAUGUGUCUGGUCAACGCCGAUGGACAUCUGUCAGAACUUCGCUGCUCUGUACCCGUCAUCAUCAUCUCUUCUAUAUCCGAACAGACCGAAAUCAAUAACUUACCAGCCUAUGAGCAGGCUUGGCGAUCGGUUCUCUGUCUUGAAUCAGGCCCUUCCACUCCCAUCUCGGAGGGUGCAAUCACACCACCUAUUGCUCAUACUUCUCCUAUGCCCAUGAACACUCCUAAUACCACGAGCCAUGACGUGGAUGAAAUUCCUCUAGAAUCACCUAGUGGUGAACCAUUGUGGUGGAACGGCUCAAACCUUUCAAGAGUGCCGUCUUAUCGCACAGCUGCACAACAGGAACCUGUGUCCUUAUCUACUUCUUUGCCUUCAUAUGACCAAUUGGCUGGUUCGCCAAGGCAUGCCGCCAUGUUUGGUCAACUCACCAUGUCUUCUGGAUCACCUCGUUAGAAUUACUUUCAUUAUAUAUACAUAUCGUACAAUACACACACUCUCUUUAGCAUCUUUCUUUUCUUCAAAUAUUACAUUACCAACAGAGUCUUUUUUUUUUUAAUAACUCAUAAUAAAAACUUUACAUCAGGUUAUAUUCCUGAUAAAUUUCUCAAGAA